AUUUAAAUAUAGAUUAAAUGAAUCGUCAAAAUAUUAAAGUUGUUGCUGUAGCUGAAGCAUUAGGCUUAUUAGAUCCACCAAAAGCAAAACGAAGGUAUUGGGUACACCCACUAAAUGCGGAUCGUGAAAAAAAUAGGCCAGUUUACGACAUUUUUUGAAAAUAUUAGACAAUAUCCUGAUAAAUUCUUCGAGUAUUACCGUAUGUGGAUUUCAAGUUUUGAUGAGUUGCUAAAAACUCUACGUCCACAUAUAACGAAAAAUACCACAGAAUUUCGUAAUCCGAUAUCUGCUGAGGAACGUCUAACAAUUACUUUAAGAUAUUUAUCAACCGGUACAUGCUUCGCUGUAUUAAAAUUUGAUUUUUGUGUGGGAAGAAUUACGAUUGGAGUGAUCGUAAAAGACACUUGUAAAGUUAUAUGGUCAACUUUAAAUUCAAAAGAGAUGCCUAAACCGACUAAAGAAGAUUGGGUGGAAAUAUCAAAUAUAUUAUAUACUAAAACAAAUUUUCCAAAUUGUCUAGGAGCAAUAGACAACAAACAUAUAAGGUGUAGAAAUCCUAACAACUCCGGUUCGUUCUACUUUAAUUAUAAGAAGUUUUUCUCUAUCGUUUUGAUGGCAAUAGUUGAUGCAAAUUUGAAUUUCGUUGUAAUCGAUGUCGGUUCAUAUGGUCGUGAAGGGGACUCCAAUGUGUUCAAGGAGUGUGCAUACUGCAUUUGGUAAACAAUUAUAUGAAGGUAAAUUGAACAUACCAGAACCAGAUACUUUACCAAAUACAAGUACCAACCCACAACCGUAUGUGUUUAUUGGAGAUGAAGCGUUUGCUUUACAUUCAAAUUUACUUAGACCGUACCCUGGACGUAACCUUACUGAUUCCCGAAGAGUGUUCAACUACCGAUUAUCUAGAGCAAGGCGCACAGUCGAAUGUGCAUUUGGAGUAGGUACUCGCGAAUAAAUGGCGUGUUUUACAUACGGCUAUCCAGGUGGAGCCAGAUUUUACGAACGAGAUUAUAAAAGCAUGUUGCAUACUGCACAACUUCGUUCGUAAAAGAGAUGGUAUAAACUAUGAAGAUUCUGAAACGCACAACUUAGAAGAUAUUGAAGCUCGUGGAACAGGGACUCGUUCGCAUGGAAUUGAAGUUAGGGAUUACUUUGCCAACUACUUUAUGGGCCCAGGAGUAGUAGAUUUUCAAUAUGACAUGAUUUGAUUUUUAAAUAAAAAUAUAAGUUCUAGAAUAAAAUUAUUUUUAA
Messenger RNA from Acyrthosiphon pisum (pea aphid), 1248 nucleotides. RefSeq lists its product as uncharacterized. The transcript is spliced from 2 exons. Lineage: Eukaryota; Metazoa; Arthropoda; Insecta; Hemiptera; Aphididae. The coding region runs from base 115 to 720 and encodes 201 amino acids. The record is from RefSeq and is a predicted model, not a curated record.